UGGACGCUAUGUUUUUUUUUGGACGCUUAGCAUAGCAUAGCAUAGCGUAGCAUAACAUGUAUUAGCUACAGAGUGGAAAGCGAAGUUUGUCUUUUGUUUUUUUUCUUUCAGUUAGUCUAAUUUCAUGUAGACAUUCGACGCGAGCUACAUUGUGAGUAGGCUUUUGGAAGAUCCCGCCCCCUUGUAUAGGAUUGGCUCACACUAUUCCGCUCUUCUUGUUACGAUUGGCUGAUGGUUUUACUGUCACUCACGAGCUGAGCGCUGAUUGGACAGAAUCCCUGUGCUGGAGGAUUUGUCGGAAAACGAGGGGGGAAAGAAAAAUAACGCCAGCUCCUGGAUUUUAAAAGACAGUCGCUGUAAUCGCUUCAGCUUGCAGGAGGUAAAGCUGGCAGACAUGGACGAGCAGAGCGUCGAGAGUAUAGCGGAGGUGUUUCGCUGCUUCAUUUGUAUGGAGAAGCUGCGAGAUGCUCGUCUCUGCCCCCACUGCUCCAAACUCUGCUGCUUCAGCUGUAUACGGCGCUGGCUGACGGAGCAGAGGGCACAGUGUCCACACUGCCGGGCUCCGUUACAGCUGCGGGAGCUGGUGAACUGUCGCUGGGCCGAGGAGGUCACGCAGCAGCUGGACACACUGCAGCUCUGUAAUCUCUCCAAACACGAAGAGAACGACAAAGACAAAUGUGAAAACCACCAUGAGAAGCUGAGUGUGUUCUGCUGGACCUGUAAGAAAUGCAUCUGUCAUCAGUGUGCACUGUGGGGAGGCAUGCAUGGUGGACACACGUUUAAGCCGCUGGCUGAGAUUUACGAGCAGCACGUCAACAAGGUCAACGAGGAGGUGGCCAAACUCCGACGCCGGCUCAUGGAGCUCAUCAGCCUCGUCCAGGAAGUGGAGAAGAACGUGGAGGCGGUGCGAGGCGCGAAGGACGAACGAGUGCGCGAGAUCAGGAACGCCGUGGAGAUGAUGAUUGCUCGGCUGGACAAUCAGCUCAAGAACAAACUCAUCACACUCAUGGGCCAGAAGACGUCCCUCACACAGGAGACGGAGCUGCUCGAGUCUCUGCUGCAGGAAGUGGAGCAUCAGCUGCGCUCGUGCAGUAAGAGUGAGCUGAUCCUGAAGAGCCCCGAGAUCCUGCUUAUGUUCCAGCAGGUCCACAGGAAGCCCAUGCAGUCCUUCGUCACCACACCUGUACCACCUGACUUCACCAGUGAGCUGGUUCCUGCUUACGACUCAAGCACUUUUGUUCUGGCAAACUUCAGUACACUGAGACAGAGAGCAGACCCCGUGUACAGCCCCCCUCUCCAGGUGUCGGGACUGUGCUGGAGGCUGAAGGUUUACCCUGAUGGGAACGGCGUCGUUCGGGGAAAUUACCUCUCCGUUUUCCUGGAGCUGUCGGCCGGCCUGCCCGAGACCUCCAAGUACGAGUACCGGGUGGAGAUGGUGCACCAGGCUUCCAACGACCCGACCAAGAACAUCAUCCGAGAGUUCGCGUCCGACUUCGAGGUGGGCGAGUGCUGGGGCUACAACCGCUUCUUCAGACUGGACCUGCUCGCUAGCGAGGGUUACCUCAACAUGCAGACCGACACGCUCAUCCUGAGGUAUCAGGUGCGAUCGCCCACCUUCUUCCAGAAGUGCCGGGAUCAGUACUGGUACAUCAGCCAGCUGGAGGCGGCGCAGUCCAGCUACAUCCAACAGAUCAACAACCUGAAGGAGAGGCUGGCCAUUGAGCUUUUCCGGCGGCAGAAAUCUCGGAGCUCGUCCCCGCCGGAUCACCGGAUGUGCCAGCCCACGUCCACCACCAGCGCCGCCGCCCCGCCGGGCCGAGACUCCCGCCCCGGGAAGAGCGCUGCGGCGGAGGACGGGUCGCUGGUGAACGGAGACCAGGCGAAAGAGGAGGAAGAGGAGGAGGAAGAGGAAAAGACACGGCACGAAGACUCUAACGAGCUGUCUGACGGUGACCUGGAGGUGGACUGUCUGACCGGAGACGAGGACGUGAACCCUCUGGACGGCAGCAGCACGUCCGGCAGCUCCACGGCCACCAGCAACACGGAGGAGAACGACAUCGACGAGGAGAACAUGUCUGGAGAGAACGACGUGGAGUACAGCGGAAACCUGGACCUGGAGGAAGGAGAAAUUCCUGAUGAUGUGAUAGGAGCCACAGGAGGCUCCAGCGCAGGAAUCCGGGGUUCGAGGAGGAGCGCAGCAGGAGCCACGGCCAGUCUGCUGGAGAUCGACCCGGUCAUCCUGAUCCAGCUACUGGACCUGAAAGAGCACAGCCAUGUGGAGUCUCUGUGGGGAAUCCAGCCCCGGCCGCCCGCCUCGCUGAUCCCUAGCCAAGCGACCUUGGUUUCGGCCCGUAAAGAGCGAGAGCGUCGUUCUCAGGCUGUGCGCCGCUCUGCCCCGGACUCGGCCGUUCUGACUCGGCUCAAGGCCCAGAUGGCGGAGGUUCGCAGUAAGAUGGCGGAUGUGAAGGGGCAGCUGGAGGCCCGCGCCGGCGUCUCUGAUGCUCGCGUCACUCCUCUGUGCUCGGUUCUGGAUCACAACGCCUCGACCGACCCGGAAACAGCAGCAAGACGCAAACCGCGAGAACUCGAUCUGCUGUUUAAAGCUCCCGGGACGAGCAGACACGGCCGCCAUGGUGGCAAGAAAGCUGUCUCCCCCAAGCAGGAAGUGGGAGGAGCGGUGGGCGGAGUCUCUCUGCGCCGUAGUGGUGAGGCGGGUGAGAAAGAGUUGAGAGGAGCAGUAGGAGACGCUCUCGAACCCUCACUGUGCCCUAGAGAGGGACCCUCCACUGCAGAGAGUUCAGCGAAAGCUCUGAGUGCGCACACUUCCCCUCCGUCUGUCCCGGGUUCCUCCGAGAACCGCCCCAAACUGGACGAGUCUCUGUACGGAGCCGCUGGGAGCGACGCUUUCUCCCUGCCUGUUCUGAGCACAGCGCCCUCCGCAGGCAGCAAACAGCGCAGGUCCACCUGCAGCACUGCUGCACUGCUGACUGACACAUCACUAGAUUUCGAGCAUGACUGCUCCGGAGACAUCCACCAAUCACUGCUGAGUCUCUCAGAGCCGCCAUCUUCCUCCACACGCCCUGAAGAAGGGUUGCUGUGUCAGAAGCCGUCUGCACACCUGUUGCCAGGUAUGAGCAGUGACAGUGAGGUGGAGUGUGAUACUGAGAACGAGAAUGAGGACGACGCUGGAGUUCUGGAGGAUGGAGAGGUUCUCCCAAUGCCCUGCUCAGAAGAGCAGCUGAUGCCAGAUGAUCUGAGCUUUGUGACCGGGGAGACCACUGAGAGGUGAUCAGCAGACUUCCAGACCUCAUGAGAGAGUGUGUGUGUGUGUGUUAUGUGUAAAGUUACAGAGCCUCAUUUACAUGAGGAUACAGUAUUUAGAAAUGGAAAGCUUAUAUACUACAGAGCUGUGCAUUCCGUUACGUGACCAAGGGUGUACAUAUGUGUGUGUGUGUGUGUGUGUGUGUGUGUGUGUGUGUGUGUUUCCUGGAUGGAGAUGUUUGACUUGAGGAACAAAGGUCAAUAUGUGUAUUUAAUUAAGGACUGAUUUAAUACUGACUCUAAACCACUGUGUGUGUUUUUUUUUUUUUUGCAUUUCUGUUCUUUAACACAUUUAAAAGAACUGAAGUUUAUCAGACUGCUUUUUUUUGCAUUAAGUAAAUAGACGCUUGAUAAACUCUUAAAGGAGCAUUUUGGCCAAAAAUUAAAUGUACACACUGUCCCCUUUUAAUUCCAAAUCUAGUCUCCACCUACCAGACUUUAGGCCACGCCCCCUCCCUGAGUCUGUGAAAGUGAUUCAGCUUCAAGAUCUGGCAUCGACUGUUUCUCUCUCUCUCUCUCUCUCUCUCUCUCUCUCUCUCUCUCUCUGUGACUCUGUCCUCUUGUCCAUGUUUAUAGAUAACCGUGUGUCAAACAGCGGACGUUUAAUCUGUAAUUAAUUAAUAGACGUCUUAAACAUUUAAUCUUAGGCCGAAUUGUUCCUGAGUGAAUUUAAGGUCUGAGGAUUUUGGCACAAUCAAAAAGUGAAAGCUGCUGCUGCUCUUCUUCUUCUUCCUGUAUUUAUAUUUGUGUUUAUUUUCCAGUUAGAUGAUUUUUAAUGCCAUUUGGAUUCUAAGUUUGUGAACACUACUCCUUGUGAUGUUUUGCAGCGUUCUGAUUUACUCUAUAGCAUGCUCUUUUAUUUCCUCAGUGGGAGAUGGGGAGUGUUUCUUGGUGUUUCUCCUCCAGCAGGGGGCGCUUUCCCGAGAGAGCAUGUUACACACAGGCGCAUGCUGAUGCUAUCACCCUGUUAUCGUUCUACACCAUGUUUAUGACAUUAAAUAACCCUCACCUGCGUCUCAUCCGAGAUUCACCUUCAUCACUUGGAGGCAGGAGUUUAUCUGACUCUCUGCACCGCUUCUUUAAGAAGGUGCUUAUCUUUAAAAAAUAAAUUUAAAAAAAAUUCACGAUAACAGUAUUAGGUGUAAAAUAUCACGGUGUAUCGUGUUACUGAUUAUCAGCACGUACCUGGUUCCACAUUUCACACUCCCACAUUCAGUUCAUUUUUUAUUUUAGUUUUUUUUAUUAUUUGUCUGUACUGUUUUCUUUCCAAUGUCAUAAUAAACGUUUUAUUUAAAAGGUCGUAUCGUGUGUGUGUGUGUGUGUGUGUGUGUGUGUGUGUGUGUGCACGUGUAUUUCCUCUUAAGGCUUUAAUGUCUGUAAUUUUUUCACUCUAAUCUUUCCGUUUACUCCAAACUCACUCCGACUUGAAAUAAUCAAAGGGUGCUAAUAAAUGUUUAUGUGAAAUGAA
Molecule: messenger RNA, 4789 nt
Organism: Pangasianodon hypophthalmus (striped catfish)
Lineage: Eukaryota; Metazoa; Chordata; Actinopteri; Siluriformes; Pangasiidae
Gene: trim37
Product: tripartite motif containing 37
Exons: 26
Coding region: 395-3289 (964 amino acids)
Biological process (GO): protein autoubiquitination; negative regulation of centriole replication
Cellular component (GO): aggresome; peroxisome
Molecular function (GO): zinc ion binding; tumor necrosis factor receptor binding; ubiquitin protein ligase binding
Source: RefSeq, a predicted model, not a curated record